This is a messenger RNA of Vicia villosa (hairy vetch), 1085 nucleotides long. RefSeq lists its product as uncharacterized. Bases 168 to 920 code for a protein of 250 amino acids. The transcript is spliced from 2 exons. The record is from RefSeq and is a predicted model, not a curated record. NCBI's taxonomy places the organism in Eukaryota, Viridiplantae, Streptophyta, Magnoliopsida, Fabales, Fabaceae.
GCUCCAUCUUUCACGUAUCACACAAUAUUAGUCACCACCAACUAAGAAGAAUAAAAUCAACCUUCACAUUAAAAUAAUCAAUUAGAGCUCUAAAUAUUUAGAGCCAAGACAAUUAAAUUCUCCUCAUUACCUUGCUGCUAACAUCAAUCAACUAAUUGAUCAUAAAUAUGUCCAUCAAUGAACAAGAUAUUCUAGAGAAGGUGAUGCUUUCCAUAAGUGAUUUUUUCACAUUAGAACCUAGACAGAAAUGUAGAGGAGGAAUUGUUUUAAAAAGUGCUUAUAAAGAUAUAUUAUCUUUUUUAAAGUUGAAGAAAUCAAAGAACCAAGUGAAAGUUUUUUCAAUUGAUUUUGAUUCCAAGCAUCAAAAUCACAAUGACCCUUUUGAUUAUAUGAAUUAUGAGAAGCUUCCUAAUGAAAUGGAAGAUUCUAUGUUUCAUUCUAUUCAACCUUCAGCUCCACCAAUUCCAGAUUCUGCCACUAUUGGAAUAUUCAAAGCUAAUAUGUUAUCUAACUUAGACAUUGAUUAUGUUCCUUUGCUAGAAAAAGUUUGCAAUAUUCAUCCUUGUUUAAUAGAGUGCCAAAUGAAAAGGACUCCAAAGUAUGCAAGUUGGGCUUUUAUAUCACUUGGAAGGGUUUUGCAUUUUCUUGAGAUCACAAAGGUGGAAGAAAUGAAUGAAGAGGAAUGUGAAUGGCUUCAAAAAUUAUGGGAAGAAGUUCAAGUGUUUGGAUUUGACUUGUCAUGGCUUGCACCUCAAGUGGAGUUUGUAUUGAAUUAUGUGGAGAAAAUGAGCAAGCUAAAUAAACUUGAGGAGGAAAAGAAGAGGAUAGAGGUGAGAAUUCAAGAAUUAAGCAUGGAAUUAUUUGAGACAGAGAAACAAAUGGAAAGUUCCAAAGGUGUUGUGGGUUGGUGUUUAGUUUAGUUUUAUAUGGCAUUGUAGUUUUGUUAGAUGAUAUAUAAUACAUGUCAUUUGUUUUUCGUUUACUCUUUCAAAAUCAUUGGACAUUAUUGUUGCUAUUGUUGAAUUGAAGAACCAUUUGGUAACAUUUGUUUGGGAAUUUUAAUUUGUAAGAGGGAUUCUCCUUUU